Quercus lobata is the source of this 639-nucleotide messenger RNA. RefSeq lists its product as uncharacterized. The record is from RefSeq and is a predicted model, not a curated record. Lineage: Eukaryota; Viridiplantae; Streptophyta; Magnoliopsida; Fagales; Fagaceae. Bases 1 to 639 code for a protein of 212 amino acids. The transcript is spliced from 2 exons.
AUGGACAAAGCUGAUGACAAGGUACAGCUGACGACCUUCAAAGCGAGACUGAGAUCCAGAGAUCUUGUGGCCUCCCUCACAAAGAAUCCUCCAAAGAUGAUGGCAGAAAUGCUCUUGAAAGUUCAGAAGUACAUGAAUGUUGAAGAUGCUUUAGCGGCCAUAAAAGAUGUAGAGAAGCCAGGAGAUAAGGCAAAGAAGGAAGACAAGCGUAGGGGUCAAAAGAGGGAGCGCCCAGAUCGUCAGAACAAUGAUGGGAACAGAAGAAAAGAUGAUAAAGGUCCUCGAACGAUCAAGGACGAGUACCAUCUCAAAUGGCCAAGACCAUUACACUCAUCCCCUAAUGUCCGUGACAAGAACAAGUACUACCGAUUCCAUAAAGAUCACGGCCACAACACAAAAGAUUGUAGAGACCUAAAGGAGCAAAUAGAGGAGUUGAUACGGAAAGGGAAAUUACAGAAAUAUGUGAAGAAGGGGGAAUAUAGUAAGUUCAGGGACGGCAAUAAGAGCCAGCAUGGGUCCUCUUCCAGGAGUGACGACCGCCCAUCCCAACCUCCACAAGAUGUGAUCGUGGAGAUAAAGACGAUUACAGGAGGGCCCUUCUUAGGAGGAUCAUUUAAAUCCCUCAAGAAAGCAUACUAG